Aureobasidium vineae is the source of this 243-nucleotide messenger RNA. Lineage: Eukaryota; Fungi; Ascomycota; Dothideomycetes; Dothideales; Saccotheciaceae. The record is from the annotation of a GenBank genome assembly.
AUGGCACAAACCAUGCGCGCAGCCCGCUACUACGGCAAAGAAGAUGUGCGCAUAGAAGAAACACCUCGCCCUGUUCUCUCGCCCGGUCAAAUCCUCAUUAAGCCUUCGCACGUGGGCAUCUGUGGAACGGAUUUGCACGAGUAUAUUGCUGGUCCUACGUAUGUUUCCCUGUCCCUCCCUAUCACUGACCAUUCCCUUCUCCCACCACCACCACCACCACCACUGUCCUCAAGAAGGUUUUAA